Messenger RNA from Scomber japonicus (chub mackerel), 725 nucleotides. Its product is annotated as DELTA-sagatoxin-Srs1a-like. Gene Ontology annotation, biological process: pore complex assembly; cytolysis in another organism; monoatomic cation transport. Bases 19 to 510 code for a protein of 163 amino acids. The transcript is spliced from 2 exons. NCBI's taxonomy places the organism in Eukaryota, Metazoa, Chordata, Actinopteri, Scombriformes, Scombridae. The record is from RefSeq and is a predicted model, not a curated record. Gene Ontology annotation, molecular function: channel activity. Gene Ontology annotation, cellular component: pore complex.
GGUGGUGCAAUUGCUGAAAUGGCUCCCACACAUCGCCAGUGCUCCAUUGAAAUUAAGAAUGAAACCAAGGACUUCAGCCUUGGUAAUCCCAGCAUUCACAUUGUGAGUGGAAGCUGUGCCAUACCUCCGCCACCUUUCAUCGAUCCUUCCAAAUCUGGCAAUGCGCAGUUUGUCAAGACUCCACACACAGCAUGUGGAUCUGUUGGUGUCUUCACUUAUGAUCUCCUGAAGAAGGUUGCAGACCAGCCCGCUGUGAAGAUAGCUGUCAUGUUCUCUGUGCCCUAUGACUUUAACAUGUACUCAAACUGGUAUGCAGUGGGAAUCUUUGAUAAGAGCAAAGAGUGUAAUUAUGAUCUUUAUUAUGAGAUGUAUAAUAACACAGGCAGGUCAUUUGUCAGACAUAAAGCAAAGGACCCAUGUCUGACUCAUAAGGGUGAUCAUGUGACAGUCACGGCUACAAUGUCAGACUCCUACCAACCUCUCAUUAAACUGCAAGUCAGAGAUCACUGAGUAGACAGUGACUCAAAUGUAAAAUGACAAUCAAUUCAUUGAGUCAUUUGUGUAUUUUACCACAAUUAUAUUGUCAUUUUACACAUGAUUACACAGAUGGUUUUGGGCUGUCAGAGUAACAUACUGAUCGGGAAAAAUCAAAACAUUGUUCCAAAUCAUUUAAUAGCUGUAGGCUGACUGGUUUUGAAAUGCAGAAGUUUGAAUACCUCUCCUCU